AUGACGUCUCUUUGCCUCAAGCUGAUUGAGGCGCUUCAGCUUCAAAAGAUCAACGAUGAACAGAAGUCUAAGAUUCGUAAAACGGAACGUGCUCUUCAAGUUGCUGAGGAGGAAAUGAUGAAAGCUAAGUUUGAGGCCACUUCAAAAUUGGAAGAGUUACUUGAGAAAAAUUUUGCUUUUAAGUGA
Ilex paraguariensis (yerba mate) is the source of this 186-nucleotide messenger RNA. The record is from the annotation of a GenBank genome assembly. Lineage: Eukaryota; Viridiplantae; Streptophyta; Magnoliopsida; Aquifoliales; Aquifoliaceae.